Lasiodiplodia theobromae is the source of this 603-nucleotide messenger RNA. RefSeq names its product Peptidoglycan-binding Lysin subgroup. Bases 1 to 603 code for a protein of 200 amino acids. Lineage: Eukaryota; Fungi; Ascomycota; Dothideomycetes; Botryosphaeriales; Botryosphaeriaceae. The transcript has a single exon. The record is from RefSeq and is a predicted model, not a curated record.
AUGCUGACAUGUCUUGCAGUGUGCAAUGGCACCAUUACCCUUGAUAGCUCGACCCAGCAAUACGUCAUCCAAUCCGGAGACACCCUGACGACCAUUGCGCGCCAGUUCAACCGCGGCAUCUGCGAUAUCUUCUAUGCGAACAACCUCACCAACCCGGACGUCAUCAUCGCCGGCAACACGCUCGUAAUUCCCCCGCAGGUGUGCUUCCCGGAUAACACAUCUUGCCUGGGGUCAACUACGCCGACGGCCACGUGCAUUCCGGGUGGACCGGGCUUCUACAUUGUGCAGAGCGGCGACACGCUGUCGGCCCUGUCCACCCUGUUCAACAUCACCCUCGACUCGAUUAUCCAGGCCAACCGCCAGAACAUCCCCAACCCGGACUUGAUUCAGAUUGGCCAGGUCGUUAACAUUCCUGUGUGCCCCGGUACACAGUGCAACAUCAGUCCUUACACAAUCAAGGCCGGCGACGUGUUCGUGAAACUCGCCAAGCAGUACCUGACGUCGGCAGGCCAAAUCCUGGCACUUAACCCGGGAGUCAACCCGAACACGCUGCAGCCUGGCCAGGUCAUCACUUUGCCGAGUUAUUGCGGCGUCAUUCCCUGA